CUGUCAAAUAGACUGGCUGAAGUGAAUCUGUUCACGCUCGAAUACACGCGCUCGUGAAGAGGAGUGCGUCCAAAGUGUACUUAAUUUUUUUUGCAGUUUUUAGAUAAAAAUCGUUGUAUUGUCGCGAUGCUUUGGACGGUUAGCACCUUCGUUAGGAGAUUUUCCACAUCCUCCGCUCGCUAUCAAAAUAAGCUGAGGCUGGCACUGAUUGGUCAGAGCCUGUUUGGACAGGAAGUGUACACAAGCCUCCGGAAGCAGGGUCAUAAGGUGGUGGGCGUGUUCACUGUCCCGGAUAAAGAUGGGAAGGCUGACCCACUGGCUGUGGCUGCGGAAAGAGAUGGCACACCGGUGUUUAAGUUCCCGCGCUGGCGUGUGAAAGGGAAACCAAUCCCAGAGGUGGUGGAUGCCUAUAAGGCUGUGGGCGCAGAACUCAACGUCAUGCCCUUCUGCUCCCAGUUCAUCCCAAUGAAUGUGAUCGAUUAUCCCAAACAAGGCUCCGUUAUUUAUCACCCAUCUCUCCUGCCCAGACACAGAGGAGCUUCUGCCAUCAACUGGACUCUGAUUGAGGGUGAUCAAAAAUGCGGCUUCACUAUUUUCUGGGCUGAUGAUGGUUUGGACACUGGUCCCAUCCUGCUGCAGAAGGAAUGUGCUGUGGAGCCUAACGACACUGUAGACACACUCUACAACCGCUUCCUCUUCCCAGAGGGAAUUAAAGCUAUGGUGGAGGCAGUGCAGCUUAUCGCAGACGGCAAAGCUCCCAGAAUUCCACAGCCUGAGGAGGGAGCAAGCUACGAAGGCAUCCAGAAGAAAUCCAACGCCAAAGUGAACAUGGCUCAGCGUGCUAAUGUUAUUCAUAACUGGAUUCGUGGCCAUGAUAAAGUUCCUGGAGCCUGGGCCGUCAUUGAUGGACAGCCAGUGACGCUCUACGGGUCAUCGAUGAUGAGUGGUCCAGUUCCUUUAGGUCAGCCAGUGGAUGUUGAUGACGCGUCUCAGCCAGGACUCAUCACCAACUCGGGCCUUGUGCUCUUCGGCUCUGAUGGCAAAGCGCUUCAGGUGAAAAGUCUGCAGUUUGAAGAUGGAAAGAUGAUUCCAGCGGCCAAGUACUUCUCGUCAGGAGAAACCAGCAGCGUACAGCUCACUGAUGAGGAGAAGAAAAUGGCAGAGGACAUCAGGGGGAUCUGGAAGGGCAUUCUGAGCAACGUGGCAGUAAUUGAGGACACAACCGACUUCUUUAAGUCUGGAGCUGCAUCUAUGGAUGUGGUCAGACUGGUGGAGGAGAUCAAACAGAAGUGUGGAGGUGUACAGCUGCAGAAUGAGGAUGUCUACAUGGCUACUUCCUUCCAGGAGUUUAUGCAGAUGUUUGUACGCCGUCUGAGAGGAGACGACCAAGAAGAGGAGCUGGUCAUCAGUUACGCAACAAAAGACAUCAAUAACAUGACCCUGAAGAUGCCGUACCAGUGUUUCAUCAAUGGGCAGUUUGAGGAUGCAGAGAAUGGAAAGACUUAUGAGACUAUCAGCCCUACGGAUGGCUCUGUGAUCUGUAAGGUGGCAUUUUCCUCCGUUGCUGAUGUAGACCGAGCAGUAGCUGCAGCUAAAGAUGCGUUCGAGACGGGUCCCUGGGGGAAAAUGAACCCUCGCGACCGUGGAAGGCUGCUUUACAAGCUGGCUGAUCUCAUGGAGGAGCAUCAGGAGGAGUUGGCUACUAUCGAGGCUAUUGACUCAGGUGCUGUGUACACACUUGCCCUAAAGACACACGUGGGCAUGUCCAUUCAAACCUUCAGAUACUUCGCUGGCUGGUGUGACAAGAUCCAUGGCACAACAAUACCAAUCAACCAGGCCCGACCCAACCGUAACCUGACCUUCACUAAGAAAGAACCUAUAGGGGUGUGUGCCAUUGUGAUUCCAUGGAAUUACCCUCUAAUGAUGCUGGCUUGGAAGAGCGCAGCUUGUUUGGCAGCUGGAAACACACUUGUUUUAAAACCUGCACAGGUGACUCCACUGACAGCGUUGAAGUUUGCUGAGCUAGCUGCUAAAGCAGGCAUUCCUAAAGGCGUCAUCAAUAUCAUACCAGGAUCAGGUGGUAUGGUUGGACAGAGGUUGUCUGAUCACCCUGAUAUCCGUAAGCUGGGCUUCACUGGAUCCACCCCCAUUGGCAAGCAAAUUAUGAAAAGCUGUGCAGUCAGUAACUUGAAGAAGGUCUCCCUGGAGCUGGGUGGCAAAUCCCCUCUUAUUAUCUUUAGCGACUGUGACCUUGACAAGGCUGUGAGGAUGGGUAUGAGCUCUGUGUUCUUCAACAAGGGAGAGAACUGCAUUGCUGCAGGCAGACUGUUUGUUGAAGAGUCUAUUCAUGAUGAGUUCAUCCAUCGAGUGGUGGAGGAAAUUAAAAAAAUGAAGAUUGGAGAUCCUCUGGAUCGCUCUACAGAUCACGGCCCUCAGAACCACAAGGCCCACCUCGACAAGUUGCUGGAGUACUGUGAGAUCGGUGUGAAGGAGGGUGCCACUCUCGUGUACGGGGGAAAACAGGUGGACAGACCUGGAUUUUUCAUGGAGCCGACAGUCUUCACGGACGUAGAGGAUCACAUGUUCAUGGCUAAAGAGGAAUCGUUUGGCCCCGUCAUGGUGGUGUCAAAAUUUAAGGAUGGUGAUGUAGAUGGAGUAUUAAGCAGAGCCAAUGACACAGAGUUUGGUCUAGCGUCUGGAGUCUUUACGCGCGACAUCAACAAAGCCAUGUACGUAAGCGAGAGGCUGGAAGCUGGAACCGUGUUCGUCAACACCUACAACAAGACGGACGUGGCCACGCCGUUCGGAGGAUUCAAGCAGUCUGGCUUUGGAAAGGAUCUCGGUGAGGAAGCUCUUCAUGAAUAUCUCAGAACCAAAGCUGUGACAGUGGAAUACUAAGAGAAAACAUUACCUGCUGGACUUCGUGCUGAAUCACCAGGCAGCGGAUGGGACAGCAAAUCUCAUGCUUAUUCUACCAUCUCGUUUGGGUUUUGGAUUGACAAGGGCUUUUUUUUGUUGUUUUUUUAAAGCCCUCUCUGUCACAACAAUAUUUGUGCCUACAAUUUCUUUCAAAUUUCUUAAGGAAAAUGCCAAAUCAGCUCAGUAUGCCACAAAUGGCUCCAAGGAUGUAGAAAUAGCAGCUUGGGAAAAGCGUGGAUCAGUAUGGCUUCACAAUGAUGUAGUUUAUCAGACGACACUGCCAGUAUCCAGGUGAUUUAUCAUCAGAAGAACAAUACACUUAUUUUAUUUAUUUUAUUUUGGAAGAUUCUGGUUCCUUACGUAAAUCCACACACAGUAUCUGGUGUUUAUUUAACGUAUUUUGUCUUAAGAAAUCCAAAACCUAUUUUAAGUCACUAUCACUAUUUAAAAUGAAAUAUUUCUACCUCACUGAGGUAGGCUCUUAAUAAACAUGCCACCUCCGGAAAUCCUGUUUUAAAUUAAUCUACAUGUAAAUAUUUUAUAGAGAAAGAAACAAAUGAUCCUUCUUUAUAUUUAUUACUUUGCAUUCCAGACAGGAAGUACAUCAUGUUUUGAAUCUGUAAAUGUGAUGGUCUGAAAACAAAAAAAGGAUUCGGAGAGGUGUAUAUGAAAGAGUUUGGAACUUUUUUUUCAAUGCUUUAUCAGGCAUCCAUCUGUUUGGACUGGACUUAUUGGAAACAGAUUAAAUCCAGUUCUUUACCAGAAAACAUUUUCUAUGAAGUGUUCCAUGGACACCAUUUUACUUGACUCUGUUAUAGUCUUAAAGGAAAACUCCACCCUUAUAUAAUAAUAUUCAUAACUAACAUGAUCUUUAAAGGAUUUCUUUAGUAAUGAAAUGCUGAAUUAACUCUUUUUUUUGGUCUGUUUUCAUUUUCCUACAUUACCCACAAUGGCGGUUGACAACACACCAGCUUCCACAGGUUCAACUGUCGUGCUAGUCAUCUCAACGAUCACUAACUAGCCAAGCCAAGUCUCAACUUCAUCAUAACUCACUGCUUUAUUUAGAAGCAUUACACUCUGAGACCGAUGUUUGCACCAAGAUCUCCACUACUUGUGUUUAAUUUCCAAUUAGUAUGACUCAAUGGAAAAUGGUGAAUGAGGAAAGAUUAUGGCUCUUGUUUAUUGUUUUUAAGAGCUAACAUCAAAACCGGAUUAUUAUGAUUUAUAUUAGAGACCCUCCCAUCAAGCUCAGUUGUACCUGUGUAAAGAAAUAUCAUUUUGAUAUAAAGAUAUUUAAUGUGUUUCAGGGUGGUGUUUUCCUUUUUGACAUUGUUAAGACAUGUCUUACAUAAACUGCCAGUAUUUCAACAGAAUGUCAACAGCAACUUUGCAAAUGAAAAUCUUCUGUACGAGCUGUGCAUUAUCUGAGAAAGACAGUAUUUAUAUUGCCAAGCAGCUACUGUAAAGCAACAGUGUUAAAUCCUAUCAACAAUAAACUGAAUAUGGAUCAUC
Molecule: messenger RNA, 4431 nt
Organism: Tachysurus vachellii
Lineage: Eukaryota; Metazoa; Chordata; Actinopteri; Siluriformes; Bagridae
Gene: aldh1l2
Product: aldehyde dehydrogenase 1 family, member L2
Exons: 23
Coding region: 127-2898 (923 amino acids)
Biological process (GO): one-carbon metabolic process; biosynthetic process; 10-formyltetrahydrofolate catabolic process
Cellular component (GO): cytoplasm
Molecular function (GO): aldehyde dehydrogenase (NAD+) activity; formyltetrahydrofolate dehydrogenase activity
Source: RefSeq, a predicted model, not a curated record